Messenger RNA from Epinephelus fuscoguttatus (brown-marbled grouper), 1780 nucleotides. RefSeq names its product argininosuccinate synthase 1 (gene ass1). Gene Ontology annotation, biological process: L-arginine biosynthetic process; urea cycle. The coding region runs from base 162 to 1400 and encodes 412 amino acids. Gene Ontology annotation, cellular component: cytoplasm. Gene Ontology annotation, molecular function: ATP binding; argininosuccinate synthase activity. The transcript is spliced from 15 exons. NCBI's taxonomy places the organism in Eukaryota, Metazoa, Chordata, Actinopteri, Perciformes, Serranidae. The record is from RefSeq and is a predicted model, not a curated record.
UGGACCAGUCAGACCGCAGCAGCUAGAGAAAAGAGUACGCUGCUGUUGCUUUCCUCCACUCCUCAGCCGAGCAACGGCACAAAACGUCUCCGGAUAACGUCUAUUUAUCUUACAAAACCCACUAUUUUCUUCUCUACCUGUCGGACUGAGCUGCCAUCGUCAUGUCUAAAGGUACAGUGGUUUUGGCCUACAGUGGUGGACUGGACACAUCCUGUAUUCUUGUUUGGCUGAAGGAACAGGGCUACGAUGUGAUCACAUUCUUGGCCAACAUUGGACAAGAUGAGGAUUUUGAAGCUGCCCAGAAAAAGGCAGAAAGCCUCGGUGCAAAGAAGGUGUACAUUGAAGACCUGCGUGCUGAGUUUGUGGAGGACUUCAUCUGGCCCACAGUCCAAGCCAAUGCUGUCUACGAGGACCGAUACCUGCUGGGCACUGCGGUAGCACGACCCUGCAUCGGACGGCGUCAGGUCAAGAUUGCACGCAGGGAGGGUGCCCAGUUUGUCUCCCAUGGUGCCACAGGAAAGGGCAAUGACCAGAUCCGUUUUGAGCUCACAUGCUACGCCCUCUACCCCGAAGUUAAGAUCAUCGCUCCGUGGAGGAUCCCUGAGUUUUACAACCGUUUCAGGGGGAGAAAAGACCUGAUGGAAUAUGCACAGAAACAUGGCAUCCCUGUGCCUGUCACUCCUCAGGCCCCCUGGAGCAUGGACGCCAACCUCAUGCACAUAAGUUAUGAGUCUGGCAUCCUGGAGAAUCCCAAGAGCCAUGCUCCGGCUGACCUGUACCUGAUGACCAAGAACCCAGAAGAUUCUCCCGACACCCCGGAUGUACUGGAGAUAGAGUUCAGAAACGGAGUGCCUAUAAAGGUAACCAAUGAGAAAGGAGGCAUAUCCAAGAACGUACCACUGGAUAUCUUCUCAUACCUCAAUGAGAUCGGUGGAAAGCACGGCGUGGGCCGGAUUGACAUCGUUGAGAACCGUUUCAUUGGCAUGAAGUCCCGAGGGAUAUAUGAAACCCCAGGAGGCACAAUUCUGUUGAAGGCCCAUUUAGACAUUGAGACCUUCACCAUGGACAAAGAAGUACGUCGGAUCAAGCAGGGCCUGGGUAUCAAGUUCUCUGAACUUGUCUACAACGGUUUCUGGUACAGUCCAGAGUGCGAUUUUGUGCGACACUGCAUUGCCAAGUCCCAGGAGAAUGUGGAGGGCAAAGUCCAGCUCUCUGUCUUCAAGGGUCAGGUCUACAUCCUGGGACGAGAGUCACCCAAGUCCCUUUACAAUGAAGAGCUGGUCAGCAUGGACGUGCAGGGAGACUACGACCCAUGUGAUGCCUCUGGAUUCAUCAGGAUUAAUGCUGUCAGGUUAAGGGAACAUCAUCGUCUGCAGGGCUUCUCCAGCGCCAAGAACUAGCUGUUGCACUCCUGUGAACCAUCUUUCUUUCUUCACUCCUCUCUCUGCAGUGUUUUAAGUUUUUGCCUUAAUGUCUGCUGUUCGUUAUAUUCAGGGUAUGUAGCACACUAGCAAGCACCCCAUGCUCUUCCUGUAAAACUGUGAUAUUUCUUAGGUGGUGAAGAGUGGAGGAAGAAAAAUCUGUGAAAUGUCCAUGCCAGGUACAGUUUGAAUCAGGUGUACAAAUGAUUGUUUGCUAUGCUGUGGGUGAGCAUUUUAGUAGUUUGUAAUUCUUAGUAUAUUAUUUCCUGAUCUUUUCUCAUUCUUGGCAUAGGACAGUGCUCGAUCGCAAAUAUUUUGAUUAGAUUCUCUGUUUCAGAAAUUAAAUGGAGUGAAUUGUA